UCCAGACAUGGGACAUCUGGAGUUAAUACUAGUGCUAACAUGGAUAAUAGGUUGCUUUACCAUAGACAACAACGCAAAUAGAUAUGACGUGACAGAUAGAGAUGCUGCAGUGCUGGCCUCCUGUGAUUUCAACAAAAACGAAGAACCUUUCUGCAACUUCCAACAAGACCCUGCAGAUAAUGGUGACUGGACACGUCACACUGGACCCACCCCAACCCCAGGCACUGGACCUGAUGGAGACUAUCCGGAUGGAACUGGCUUUUACAUAUAUCAUGAGGCUGACAACUCCGUAAAUGGACAGAACGUACGCCUUCUCAGCCCAGUUAUUAGUAGUGAACCUUCUGAGAUCUGUGUACAGUUCAACUACUACAUGUAUGGCUCUGACAGCAGUAACACCCUGACUGUGUUGGCCAAACGUCCUGGCUCUGAGGAACAAAUGUGGCAAAAAACUGGGAUACAAAGCCCAUCAUGGCUUGGAGCCUCUGUCACAGUGCCCAUACCAGCUGGACAGACUGCUCAGAUUGUGUUUCAAGCAAUGCGUGGGUUCUCUUCAUCAUGUGACACUGCCCUGGAUAACAUUGUCAUCACCGAGGGAGCCUGUGCUGGCUGUAUAGCUGGGUGUGAUUUUGAUGAUACUGAUGAAUGUGGCUGGACAAAUGUGAUAACCAAUGAAGAAAUCUUUGGUUGGGAGUUUUGGGCUGGACAGACAGAUACACCAGGCACUGGCCCUGAUGAUGACUUCUCCAAACCAGGAUUGGGGAUGUACCUGUUAAUGGACUCCAUCUAUAGCAUUGAAGGAGAAUCUGCUCAGCUCUGGAGCCCCUCUACCUCAGCGUCUGGUUGCCUACAGCUGGACUUUCAUUACUACAUGUAUGGCAGUGCCGCCAACAUGGAGCUUAAUGUCCAUGCGGUCACCACCGGUGUAGCACUUGGAGCCCCUAUUUUCAGCCUCAAAGGAAAUCAAGGUCAGGGCUGGAAGCCUGCAAGCAUUCGCUACAUUGGUUCAGCUGAUUCAGUGGAGUUUGUAAUUGUUGGUGUUUAUGGUGAAACAGACGAGACAGAUAUUGCAAUUGAUAGUGUCUGCGUUACCACUUGUACAGCAACUCCAACAACACCUAAGCCAUCCCCACCCCAACCCACUACACCUAAACCAUCAACACCCCAACCCACUACACCUAAGCCAUCAACACCACAACCCACUUCACCUAAACCAACGACACCAGGUCCAUCAUCCCCUAAUCCAUCUACACCCCAACCCACUACACCUAAACCAUCAACACCCCAACCCACUACACCUAAACCAUCAACACCCCAACCAUCAACACCCCAACCCACUACACCUAAACCAUCAACACCACAACCCACUUCACCUAAACCAACGACACCGGGUCCAUCAACUCCUAAGCCAACAACACCUAAGCCAACUACUCCAGAACCAACACCACCAGUGAACUGCCCUCCAGACUCUGAGUACAUUGAUUGCGGCCCAGCCUGUAUUCCUUCAUGUGCAGAGCCCUCUACGAACUGCUCUGGUUCUUGCAUCAGCGGCUGCUUCUGUAAACCAGGAUUUGUUUUCCGUGGCCGGCGCUGUGUUCCUAUUGAGCAGUGUGGAUGUCUGGAUGAAGAAAACAAUUACUUUGAGCCCGGUGAGAUCAUAUUUGGAGAUGGCUGUUCCAAGUUGUGUCGCUGUGCUGGCAACUACACUUUCGACUGUGUGGACAACACCUGUGACCCUGUGACAGAAGAAUGUCGGGAGGUUGAUGGAGUGCAUGGCUGCUACCCUAAAGGAACCUCCAACUGUAUUGCUUCUGGUGACCCCCAUUACAACACCUUUGAUAACCGGCGCUAUGACUUCAUGGGAAACUGUUCUUACCUGAUGUCCGAGCCUUGUAACAGCACAGACGUGCCUUACUUCGCUGUAUACACAGACAAUGAGAAUCGCUACAACAAUCCUCAUAUCAGCUAUGUAAAAGCAGUUCAUGUCCACGCACUGGGAGUCAUAGUGUCCAUUCUGAAAGGAGGAACUGUGCAGGUCAAUGGUACCAAAGUGAACAUUCCUCUGAGUCCUGUCAGUGGUGUUGACAUUUUCAUGUCUGGAAAGCACUACACAGUGGCCUUGAACUUUGGAGUAACUGUACGUUAUGACGGAAACCAUUAUAUGGACAUUAAAGUUAUCAAGGACUAUGGGGACAAACUUUGUGGGCUGUGUGGGGACUACAAUGGAGACCCUCAGGAUGACUUCCAGACACCAACUGGUGAAAUGGUCCAAAGCCCCAGUGACUUUGGCCACAGCUGGAACAUAGACCCUGAGUGUAACAAGCCUGAGGUUGGCCCACCCCCAGGGUGUACAGAUGCUGAGCAGGAGUUGUAUGAAGGGUCUGCUUACUGCGGUAUCAUAUUGGACAGCAAUGGCCCUUUUGCUGCUUGCCAUCCAAAAGUCAACCCCAAUGGUUUCUUCCAAGACUGUUUGUUUGAUGUUUGUGAGCUGGAUGGUGCUCAUUCUGCAUUGUGUGAAGCAAUAGAGUCAUACGUCAAUGAAUGUCAGGACCGUGGCGUCACAAUUGGACCCUGGAGAAACAGCACCUUCUGUCCUCUGAAAUGCCCAGCCAACAGUCACUUUGAAUCAUGUGCACCAGUUUGCCAGCCUUCCUGCAAUCCAAUUCCACCAAGUCAGUGCACCGGGCCUUGUUCUGAAGGAUGUGUUUGUGACCCUGGAUAUAUCCUCAGUGCUGGCCAGUGCGUGAAAGAAGACACUUGUGGUUGCAGCUAUAAUGGACAAUAUUAUAAGCCAGGUGAAGAGUUCUUCACUAAGGACUGUGAGCUACUGUGUAAGUGCAACCCCCCAUUUGUUACCUGUAAUGCUGCUGACUGCCCACCAAUGGAACAAUGUGGAGUACAGGAUGGCGUAAUUGGCUGUUACCCACAAGAAUCUCAAGACUGUAUUAUCUCUGGUGAUCCUCAUUAUAACACCUUUGAUGGCAAAUACUACACCUACAUGGGCACUUGCACCUACACUCUGGCCCGCACCUGCGAAAACAACACUGGCCCCUGGUUCUCCAUAGAGGGUAAGAAUGAAGAGAGAGGAGUUUCUGGCGUUUCUUACUUGAGGAAACUCUAUGUGACUGUAGAUGGCAUCACUGUGACAAUGAUGAAAGAUAGGAAAAUCCUGGUGAAUGGACUCAGGGUGUCUCUCCCUCACUCCCCAUCUCCGCUCAUUUCGCUGUCUGUUGCUGGACAAUAUGUAAUCCUCACAACUCCGUUCGGCCUGAAGGUGCAGUGGGAUGGCAAUCAUUACACCAAGAUCUCUGUUCCCAGUUCCUAUUAUGACCAGAUGUGUGGCCUGUGUGGGGACUAUGACGGAAACCCCAAUAAUGAUUUCACUAAGCCAGAUGGCUCCCAAACUGACAACUCAAGUCAGUUCGGCGACAGCUGGCAAACUGAUGAGGAUGAGGAUGCAACGUGCAAGCCUGACCCCGGGCCUCAACCACCCUGUGAUCCUGUGCUGGAGGGUGUCGUGUCAAACCCAGAGAACUGUGGGAGAAUAACUGACACAAAUGGAGCAUUUAGGGACUGUAUAAAGGUGGUGGACCCGUUGCCUUUCUUCCAGAGCUGUGUGUUUGAUAUGUGCAGUUAUCAGGGGCUGCAGCAGGUCCUUUGUGACCAGCUUCAGGCUUACACUGAUGCUUGCCUGAGUGCAGGUGCACCUGUCCAUCAGUGGAGGGAGCCAGACUUCUGCCCUCUGGAAUGCCCUCCCAAUAGCCAUUACUCCAUAUGUGUGAGCUCCUGUCCGGAGACAUGUCUGGGUAUCAGUGGACCCCCGGGCUGCAGUGAGAAGUGUGUUGAAGGCUGUGAGUGUAACCCUGGCUUCAUCCUCAGUGACAACAAAUGUGUUCCUGUUAAAGACUGCGGCUGUGUGGACUCCUCAGGCUCCUACCAUCCAGUAAACGAGAGCUGGUAUCUGGAGGGCUGUACGCAGAAUUGUACAUGUGAGGGUGGAGGAAAUAUUCACUGUUAUGACACCAGCUGUCCUCCUAAUGAGAGCUGCCAGCUUCAAGAUGGAGACUAUGUCUGCAAACCAAGCGGUAACAAUUAUAGUACUAGUUUAUACAAGAUAAACUAUGCGGGCAAACUUUGUGGGCUCUGUGGGGACUACAAUGGAGACCCUCAGGAUGACUUCCAGACACCAAAUGGUGAACUGGUCCAAAGCCCCAAUGACUUUGGCCACAGCUGGAACAUAGACCCUGAGUGUAACAAGCCUGAGGUUGGCCCACCCCCAGGGUGUACAGAUGCUGAGCAGGAGUUGUAUGAAGGGUCUGCUUACUGUGGUAUCAUAUUGGACAGCAAUGGCCCUUUUGCUGCUUGCCAUCCAAAAGUCAACCCCAAUGGUUUCUUUCAAGACUGUUUGUUUGAUGUUUGUGAGCUGGAUGGUGCUCAUUCUGCAUUGUGUGAAGCAAUAGAGUCAUACGUCAAUGAAUGUCAGGACCGUGGCGUCACAAUUGGACCCUGGAGAAACAGUACCUUCUGUCCUCUGAAAUGCCCAGCCAACAGUCACUUUGAAUCAUGUGCACCAGUUUGCCAGCCUUCCUGCAAUCCAAUUCCACCAAGUCAGUGCACCGGGCCUUGUUCUGAAGGAUGUGUUUGUGACCCUGGAUAUAUCCUCAGUGCUGGCCAGUGCGUGAAAGAAGACACUUGUGGUUGCAGCUAUAAUGGACAAUAUUAUAAGCCAGGUGAAGAGUUCUUCACUAAGGACUGUGAGCUACUGUGUAAGUGCAACCCCCCAUUUGUUACCUGUAAUGCUGCUGACUGCCCACCAAUGGAACAAUGUGGAGUACAGGAUGGCGUAAUAGGGUGUUUCCCACAAGCAGCAAACUAUUGUACACUUACUAUUGAUUAAAUGUACAUUAAAUGUCCCCCAAAUUAACUUAAAAAGUGAUUUCAAAUAAGAAUAUACAUGUACAGCUUUAAAAAUAACUUCACUUUCUUCUAUCUUGGGACUGCAGGCCCCUGGUUCUCCAUUGAGGGCAAGAAUGAGGAGAGAGGAGUUUCUGGCGUUUCUUACUUGAGGAAACUCUAUGUGACUGUAGAUGGCAUCACUGUGACAAUGAUGAAAAACAGGAGAACUCUGGUGAAUGGACUCAGGGUGUCUCUCCCUCACUCCCCAUCUCCGCUCAUUUCACUGUCUGUUGCUGGACAAUAUGUAAUCCUCACCACUCCGUUCGGCCUGAAGGUGCAGUGGGAUGGCAAUCAUUACGCCAAGAUCUCUGUUCCCAGUUCCUACUAUGACCAGAUGUGUGGCCUGUGUGGGGACUAUGACGGAAACCCCAAUAAUGAUUUCACUAAGCCAGAUGGCUCCCAAACCGACAACUCAAGUCAGUUCGGCGACAGCUGGCAAACUGAUGAGGAUGAGGAUGCAACGUUUUCAGGUGCCCCCGGGCCUCAACCACCCUGCGAUCCUGUGCUGGAGGGUGUCGUGUCAAACCCAGAGAACUGUGGGAGAAUGUGUGGCCUGUGUGGGGACUAUGACGGAAACCCCAAUAAUGAUUUCACUAAGCCAGAUGGCUCCCAAACCGACAACUCAAGUCAGUUCGGCGACAGCUGGCAAACUGAUGAGGAUGAGGAUGCAACGUGCAAGCCUGACCCCGGGCCUCAACCACCCUGCGAUCCUGUGCUGGAGGGUGUCGUGUCAAACCCAGAGAACUGUGGGAGAAUAACUGACACAAAUGGAGCAUUUAGGGACUGUAUAAAGGUGGUGGACCCGUUGCCUUUCUUCCAGAGCUGUGUGUUUGAUAUGUGCAGUUAUCAGGGGCUGCAGCAGGUCCUUUGUGACCAGCUUCAGGCUUACACUGAUGCUUGCCUGAGUGCAGGUGCACCUGUCCAUCAGUGGAGGGAGCCAGACUUCUGCCCUCUGGAAUGCCCUCCAAACAGCCAUUACUCCAUAUGUGUGAGCUCCUGUCCGGAGACAUGUCUGGGUAUCAGUGGACCCCCGGGCUGCAGUGAGAAGUGUGUAGAAGGCUGUGAGUGUGACCCUGGCUUCAUCCUCAGUGACAACAAAUGUGUUCCUGUUAAAGACUGCGGCUGUGUGGACUCCUCAGGCUCCUACCAUCCAGUAAAUGAGAGCUGGUAUCUGGAGGGCUGUACACAGAAGUGUACAUGUGAGGGUGGAGGAACUAUUCAGUGUUAUGACACCAGCUGUAUUCCUACUGAGAGCUGCCAACUUCAAGAUGGAGUCUAUGUCUGCAAACCACUUGGUACAGGCAUUUGCUCAGUUUCUGGUGACCCUCAUUAUAAUACCUUUGAUGAUAAAGUACAUCACUUCAUGGGUGCCUGUUCCUAUACUCUCACUAAGCCCUGUAAUGAGACCUCCGGCUUGCCAUACUUUUCUGUGGAGACACAGAACGAGCACAGAGACAAUAAUAAGAAAGUAUCUUAUGUAAGAUCUGUCAUCAUCAAUGUGCAAGACAUAACAGUCAUUUUGGGCAAGGGUCGCAAAGUUCAGUUGAAUGGAGUUCAGGUCACUGUGCCUGUCAUACUUUCAAAUGGUAUUAAGAUCUUCCUAAGUGGCAAAUUUGUGGUGCUCGAGACAGACUUCGGAUUGCGUGUCCGUUUUGAUGGAAACCAUCAUGCAGAUGUCACCUUGCCUUCCUCCUACAGCGGACUGUUAUGUGGACUCUGUGGAAAUUAUAAUGGCGAUCCUAAUGAUGACAACAUCAAGUCAGAUGGAAUGGCAACAGACAGCACCAAUGAGCUUGGAGAAAGCUGGCAGGUGCCCGAUGACAGACCAGAUUGUACUCAUGGUGGAGGAGACAUUGAAUGUGAUGACAAGAUCCAGAAUGAAGCACAGAAACCUACUAGCUGUGGCAUGAUCAUUGACCCUAAUGGAAUCUUCAAGCCAUGUCAUGCAGUGGUGCCUCCCGAUCCUUACUUUGAGAACUGUGUGUUUGAUCAGUGUGGCACUGGUGGGGCCACAGUGGCACUGUGCCAAGCUAUUCAAAGCUAUGCUGACCUGUGCGCUCAAGCUGGGGUGCCAAUUAACUGGAGGAAUAACACCUUCUGCCCUAUUAAAUGUCCGGUUGGUAGUCACUAUGAGCCGUGCGGUUCAGCCUGCCCAGCCAGUUGUCAGGACCCUGGAUCUGAAGGCACCUGUUCUGAGCCCUGUGUUGAGGGAUGUGUGUGUGACCCUGGUUUUGUCCUCAGUGGAGACAAGUGUGUGCCCUUCAGUGAGUGUGGUUGCACUGACAGAGACAACAACUACAGGCCUGUUGGAGACAGCUGGUUCACAAAAGAUGAUUGCACAGAGCGCUGUGUUUGUUCACCUUUCAAUAAGGUGACAUGCGAGGCAUGGCAAUGUAGUCCCGCUCAGGAAUGUAAGGUCAAUGAGGGUGAACUGGGCUGUGUGAACACAGGAGUGGGCAUUUGCCACAUUGCUGGUGAUCCUCACUACUACACUUUUGAUGGCAUCAUGCACACCUACAUGGGCACCUGCACUUACACGCUGGUGGCGAUAUGCGACAACUCUAUGGUGACACCCUUCACCAUUGUGGCCAAGAACGAAGAACGCGGCCAACCAGAAGCUUCGUAUGUUCGCUCUGUGACCGUCUACCUGCCCACUGCCAACAUCACCAUCAGCAAGAGUGGAAGAGUACUGGUGAAUGAACGGAGGAUAAAAACCCCCUACGACAUCAGUUCAGCCAAGGCACGGGUGUUCACCAGUGGAGUAAACACCGUACUAGACACUGACUUUGGCCUGAUUGUGAAGUUUGAUGGAGUGCACCAUAUUGAAAUCACAGUCCCUGGAGACUAUUUCAACAAGGUGUGUGGAAUGUGUGGUAACUACAAUGGAGAUUCCUCUGAUGACAACUUGAUGCCUGAUGGCAAACCAGCCAAAGAUGCCAUUGAACUUGGUGACAGCUGGAAGGCAGAGGGAGACAGUGAUCCUGGAUGUCAACCUGAUCCACGGCCAGAUGACAAACCCAACUGCGCUGAGAAUGAGGAGGAAAUCUACAAGUCACAUUGCGCAGCGUCUAUCCUGUCUGAUUUCUUCAAGCCCUGUCACUCUUUCAUUCCUCCAGAAUCUUUCCUGGGGAACUGCGUCUAUGACAUGUGUGAAUAUGAUGGCAUGCAGUCGACUCUGUGCGAUAACAUUGAAGCUUACGCUCAGGCCUGUCAUAGCGCUGGAGUCACGAUCAGCUGGAGAAACAGCACCUUCUGUCCUCUCCCGUGCCCACCAAACAGUCACUAUUCUGAGUGCACAGCACCAUGUCCUCCUACCUGUGCCGAUCUCUUCCCCGUAUUCUGCCCAUUACCACCCAAUAGCUGUGUAGAGGGCUGCCAGUGCAAUGGAGGUUUUGUGCUAAGUGAUGGCAAGUGUGUUCCCCUCUCAAGCUGUGGAUGUGUUGACAGCAAUGGAGAGUAUCAUGAUGUGGGAGAUUCCUGGAUAACUGACCACUGCGAACAGAGGUGCAGCUGCAGCCUUGGAGGAGUGCUGUCCUGCACGUCCUUUGAAUGCAAUGACAACUCAAUCUGUGAUCUUGACAGCAAUGGAGACCGUUACUGCAAACCUGAGAAAUUUGAUGACUGCAAUAUUGCCGGGGACCCUCACUAUCGUACCUUUGACAAAUACAAUCACCACUACCAGGGAGCAUAUACCUAUGUAUUAACUCAGAGCAACAAUCUGCCCAGCUCCCUCACCCCUUUCAUAGUCCGUGGCAAAAACCAGCGGCAGGGAGGCAUCAGCCGGGUGUCUCUCCUGCGCGAGGUCUAUGUGGAUGUAUACGGCAUUACUGUUCGCUUUCAACAGAAGAAGAAAGUGCUGGUCAAUGACGAGAAAGUUGGUCUACCGUUCAUUCCUGUACGUGGAGUUAACAUAAAAACAAAGUCUCGCUUUGUUAUGCUCACAACUGACUUUGGCCUUUCUGUGCGCUUUGAUGGCAAUGCUCAAGCAGUGGUGACUCUGCCUAGUGUAUACAGAUCUCGUGUGCUCGGUCUUUGCGGUAAUUAUGAUGGACGCACCAGUAACGAGUACACAAAACCAGACGGCACAGUUACCCGCAACCUCAAUGAGUUUGGAGACAGCUGGAGAGUAACUGACAGACAGGCGGGUCUUCGUACCACAUCCCUACCAAAGAUGGUGCACCUACACAAGCGUGAAGUGGAGGCCGAUCCAGAUUCAGGGUUUGAGACGACGGGCUGCACAGAUGCUCUGCUGGAUGAGCUGAACGGGAAUAAAAUGUGUGGGGCUCUCAGUGACCCUGCUGGUCCUUUCACUGCCUGUCAUGCUGUGAUCGCUCCGAAUGACUUCCAGGAGGAUUGUGUGUUUGACCUGUGUGCUGAGCAGGGCAAUGAAGAGCUGCGCUGUGAAAAUUACGCUGUCUACGCUCGGGCUUGCCAAGAUCAGGGUGUUGAACUAGGGCAGUGGAGACAAGAACUGAAUUGUGGUCUGCAAUGUGGGCCCAACAGCAACUACUCCAUCUGUAUGACUCCAUGCCCAGCAUCCUGCGCAGACCUGGCGGCUCCCUCUGAGUGUGAGCAAAUACUGUGUGUGGAGGGAUGUAUCUGCGCCCCUGGCUUUGUCCUGAGCGACCAAGACUGUGUGCCUUACAGCGAGUGUGGAUGCACUUACCUCAAUCGCUACUAUCUGCUGAAGGAGACAUUUGUGACAGAAGAUUGUUCACAGAGUUGUGAAUGUACUAGCACUGGUGCUGUGUGUCAAACAAAGGGCUGUGGAGACAAUGAGAUCUGCACCGUGUACGACACCAAACGCGACUGUUAUAAAUCGAGUCCAUGUUUGAGCUCGCCCUGUGAGAAUGAUGGGACCUGUGUGGAAAAAGCAGAUGGUUCUGGUUACACCUGCACUUGCUCUGAAGGUUUUGAGGGCACAAACUGUGAGAUCUUAAAAAUCCCCUCUGAGGGAGGCCUGGAUCAAACAGCUAUUAUCUUGAUUGGAGUCCUCGUGCCCCUUGGCAUCAUCCUCAUAGUCACAGCAACUGUGUGCAUUUACAAGAAGUGCAGCCGCAAAAAGAUAAAUUAUGAAUCAAGUACAUUAGAGUUGAACAAAAAGGCAGAUCAACCCUAUGAAACUCUAGAUGAGGGUAAGAAGCAGGAAACAGACAACAGUGUGCUGAAGGCCACAACAUUCUGAAGCAAAACCUCAGUUUUUUUGACAAUGAUUUGCUGACAAUAUUUUGUUUAUAUUUAUUCACUUUAAAUAUCUUUGUGAAAUAUGUGAACUAACAGGCAAAACCUAUGUUUAUAUUUUACUUUUUAAAAAAUUUUCAGUAACUUAUUUGUAAACAUCGUUGUAAUUUUUGGUGUUAGCUAUGUUAUGAUUUGGGGAA
This is a messenger RNA of Sinocyclocheilus grahami, 10334 nucleotides long. It is a transcript of the gene zanl, whose product is annotated as zonadhesin, like. Gene Ontology annotation, cellular component: membrane; extracellular matrix. NCBI's taxonomy places the organism in Eukaryota, Metazoa, Chordata, Actinopteri, Cypriniformes, Cyprinidae. Gene Ontology annotation, molecular function: protein binding. The record is from RefSeq and is a predicted model, not a curated record. The transcript has 65 exons.